AUGUCUUUUAAGAAAGUGGCCGUUUUUCCUGCCUCUGGCGGUAUCGGAGGCAGCACUGUCAAGCAUCUUCUACCUCGAUUUCCGUCAAAAGAUCUUAUCUUUAUCGCUCGUCAUCCUGAGAGAUUGAGCGACGCUUUAUCUUCCAGUGCGACUGUUCGGCGGGCAGACUAUGACGAUGACAGCAGCCUCUCCAACGCUUUUGAGGGUGUGGAUACUCUUUUCCUGAUCUCAUAUGCUUCGGUUGAGCAUGAACACAGAUCUGAGCGUCAUCGAUUUGCCAUUAACGCGGCAAUUCGUAGCGGAGUGAAGCAUAUCUUCUACGGCUCUCUAGGUUAUGGUGGCAAGCCAGAGAACAAAGAAUCUGUGGCUCAUGUUAUGCAAGCUCAUCUAGAUACGGAGAAGUAUCUAGAGCAGAUGUCUGAGAAGAACCCGGGCUUCGGAUACACGGUGGUCCGAGAGGGCCUGUACACCGAGUCUUACCCACUCUAUACAGCGUUCUUUGACCCGAAGAACCCUGUGGGUGAGAUUAAGAUCCCACACGACGGAUCAGGGCCCGGUAUUGCCUGGGUCAAACGUGAAGAACUGGGCGAGGGCACAGCUGAGCUACUGAAGAGAUUUGUCAACGACCCGAAGGGCUUCCCGUAUCUUCAGCGGACCGUUUUGCUCUCCGGAAGAAGGGUAGUGUCUCUGAAGGAGUCAGUGGAUAUCUUAGGCAAAGUGGCCAACUUGCCUGUCAAGAUCCGCCAGGUAUCUGAAGAUGAAUUCGCUGCACAGCCUCAGGUCAAGCCAAAUCUCAUCUAUCACGGAGUCGAUCACUCCAAGGUGUGGACUACAACCUUUGAAGCCUUCCGUCGAGGAGAGGCAGCAUACGCAUCACCACUCCUUGGAGAGCUAUUGGGGCGUGAACCAGAGGGUUUUGAGACAACAGUGACCAAUUCAUAG
Messenger RNA from Penicillium canescens, 942 nucleotides. RefSeq lists its product as uncharacterized. Lineage: Eukaryota; Fungi; Ascomycota; Eurotiomycetes; Eurotiales; Aspergillaceae. The transcript has 2 exons. The record is from RefSeq and is a predicted model, not a curated record. Bases 1 to 942 code for a protein of 313 amino acids.